AAACGUGGUGGGCCCUGCUAUCAUUCAUAAAACUGUCCUGAACGCGAAGAAUGGGCCCAUUUCUUAAUUUGGAAAACAAAGAAUUAGGCUGCUGAAGAGGGUAAGCUGGUUAGAUAAGCUUGUUUUAGCGUUUUUAGGUGAGCUAGCAAGCUGGUUCACGGAUUAGCCACACAGUCUGGACUGUACUCCUCCCUGCGCUCCCUCUGUCCCUCUAUUGGAGUAUUUUUUUUCUCCACGUUUUUGUUCUCUCUGCUUCGCACCACAAUGAGCAGUCACACCGGGGACAACGGGCCGGUGGAAGUGGAGCCCAUGCCGGGAUACUUGGACCUCAUCACCAGAGCAUUCACCGUAAUGCUGGGCGCAUGGAGAGACUGUAGUUCAUGCGGUCUCGAGCUCUCCAAACGGACUCUCCUGGAUAACGCAUACAUUACCUGGACCGAAAUCGCCCUGUUUUUCUUGUGCGCCUUUUUGUGGACGCAGGUCAGGCGGGCACUGACAGAAAGUCUGUUUCAGCCUCUAGCACAGUGGUGCAGGCUGCUGCCCAAAGAUGCUGCCAAGAUGCCGGAGAGCGCGUGGAAGCUGGUCUUCUACACCAUGUCGUGGUCAUACAGCACCUACCUGCUCUUCUUCACCUCCUACUCCUUUUUCCACGACCCGCCCUCUGUCUUCUACAACUGGAAGAGUGGUAUGUCAGUGCCUGCAGACAUCGCCAUAGCCUACCUGAUCCAGGGCAGCUUCUAUGGCCACUCCAUCUAUGCUACGGUCUACAUGGACGCAUGGAGGAAGGACUCUGCUGUCAUGGUGGUGCACCAUAUCAUCACGCUGGCACUCAUCAUCUUCUCCUAUGCCUUCAGAUACCACAACGUAGGGAUCCUGGUGUUGUUCCUCCACGACAUCAAUGACAUCCAGCUGGAGUUCACCAAGCUCAACAUCUACCUGAAGUCCAGAGGAGGAGGCUAUCACCUGCUCAAUGACGUGCUGUCCAACAUGGGCUCCGUCAGCUUCAGCAUCACCUGGUUCUGGUUCCGUCUCUACUGGUUCCCUCUCAAAGUGCUGUACGCCACAUGUGUGUCCAGCCUCCAGUCUGUCCCCAACAUCCCCUUCUACUUCUUCUUCAACGCUCUCCUCCUGGCGCUGCUGCUCAUGAACAUCUACUGGUUCUUGUUCAUUGUGGUUUUCGUAGUGAAGGUGCUAAAGGUAAAGGAGGUGAAUGAUGUCAGGGAGUACGAGGACGAAGACGGCAGCAAGGCGGCAGCCGGCCUGCUUAAAGAACCUCAGGCAGCAAACAACGAUGAUGAUGCUGGACAUCAUAACUCUGCCGAGGGGAAGCACGUGCAAAACGGGAUCACCAAGGAGAAGCAUCUAUAACAGGCUCUCCGUCGCCACCACCUGGCACUAGGCUACAAAUACAAGCAAGACAAGACGCCCUCCUUGGACGGCUCACGCUCAAAAAACGUGGCUGAAGGGAAGAGUGUCACAAAAAGAAAUAUGGAAGGAAAAUAGCAAGUUAGGCUGCAAUGAGUUUUUACUCUUUUUUGUUUUAGAACAUUUCAUUUCAUCGCUGUCGAUUUGUUUUGUUUUUAUUAGAGCACUGUGAAUGUUAUUUCAGGUGACUUUUUGUCUUAUUGUUGCUAACUUUACAUUUGAUAGAUUCAGUAGAGACAAAAACCAGUUUGAGUUAGAGUUGGACUGUGAUUGUCACGUACAGUAGUAAAGGGUGUCAUAAUCAUCGCCGUCACCCUGAACUGCGCCGCAGCACCCAAACAAGGGAACAGGAUUAUAGGCCCGUAGUGGUUCUGUAGACAUUUAGACCGGCAGUAACCUCUAGCAAGGAAGCAAUAUGCUAAAACUAUAGGGGUGAGCUGCGUUUGCCGUCAGUAAAUAAUGAAUUCCUCUCCUACUUUAACCUCCGUCCAUCCUCUCUGACUCCAAACAUGAAGAGAAAAGGCUAAAAAUCAUGUUCUCAGUAUCAUUUUUCAUGGCUGCAGUGACGCAGCAGAGCCCGCCUGGGGUUGUCUGCUGCAGUUUUACCACAUGUAUUGAUUUUCAUAUCAUUGCACAAGUCAGUGGUGGCGACCACACAGCUCUGGCAACCAUCAGUUCGAAGUGAAAAGCCACAUUGUGGCGCGUGUAGGUAUGUGCGUGUGUUAGGUGUUUCAGGAUGGAUGUAGCCGAAUCUUUUAAACUCAAAACCCUUCACAACAUUUCACCUCUCAGUUUGGUCUCUUGUACUGAUGAUCAAGGCAUUGGGAAUAUUUAAUUGUACGGAAAAAGCUUCUUUUUUUUUUUGUCUUUGCUGCGUGUGUGUUGCAAAGCAUCUGUUGCUGCACUGACAUGAAGGCAUACAAGCUGGUUGCUGGUUUAAUGACAGCAAAUAGCUAGAAUUGAUUGACUGGGUUUCAGUAUCAUCCUCAUCAUUUAAUUUGUUUCAACAAUAUGAAUUUGAUUAACAUUAAUAACCAGUUUAAGGGUGGUGGCGGCUAUCGGGUUCACAGAAAAUUGGAACAAUAGCCCUGAACUUGUGUAAAGAUAAAAAUCAGUAUGAUAAAAAAAAAAAAAUAUUAUGUAUGCACACAUUAUGGUAUUCAGGAAUGCAUGACAUCGAAUGAUUUUGGAAAUAUGCUAUGAAAUUGUCUUAAAAACAAUGAAGAAAAAAAUACUCUAGCUAUGUAAUCAUAAUGUCUUUAUUACUGUCUAAAAAUCAUCCGAAAAGUGAUCUUUCUUUGAAGCAGCAGUGACCACCGAGCACACGUAACAUGAGCAAGCACAUACAAACCGGUGUGUGAUCAACCCUCAUGUGACAUUUAAAUGUGGGUACUUUAAGAUAUAUAGACGACAGUUAAAUGGUUUCCCUGGAUACACUCGGGUUUACUGUGUGUGUGUGUUUGUGUGGACGCACUGCUGCUGCACCUGCAGAAAAUAAGGGAUGUUUCUAUUCUUCCUACCUUCUCGAUCAAAUUCAAGCUCUUGUUUCGAUGAACGGCAUGCUUGUGCUGCUGGAGCGGGCCGCAGAUGUGCUGUUUUAGUUUAUGUUUGUCUUCCACAAUCCCCACAUCUGCACGUGUGGGGAAUUAAAACUAACUUUUUAAUUUUACAUGAAACUAUUACUAUUAUUGCUGUAGAUCAGGUUAUCAUUGAUGAUUUGGUUUUUUUUUUUGAAUUGCUGCUGUUUUUUUUCCUCUGAGAGCACUGUUGGUAUUCCAGUUUUGUUGUUUUUUUUUCCAGCUAUGUACGAAUCAGUGAUCGUCUGCUCAGAUCAGAUAAUUUCCAGGGAGAGUUGUUUUGUUCAUCUGCAUAACAAACAUCUGGAUUUAGUUUCAGAUCUCUUCCGUUUUUUAUCUGAAUGCUGGCUUAUACUCAUCUUACUGUAGUCAUUAUACACCUGUACUGUAAAGUAACAUGGUUUAUCAGACAUGUUGCUGUGUAAUAUAUCAGACAUUCGGA
This is a messenger RNA of Plectropomus leopardus (leopard coralgrouper), 3444 nucleotides long. RefSeq names its product ceramide synthase 1 (gene cers1). Gene Ontology annotation, molecular function: sphingosine N-acyltransferase activity. Lineage: Eukaryota; Metazoa; Chordata; Actinopteri; Perciformes; Serranidae. Gene Ontology annotation, biological process: ceramide biosynthetic process. Gene Ontology annotation, cellular component: membrane. The record is from RefSeq and is a predicted model, not a curated record.